AUGAAUUCAUCUACUCAUAAAGGCCAUAGCAGGCAGUCUUACAAUUUGCUUCCUAGGCCGGAUUCGUUUAUAGAGGUCAGUGACGAAGACGAUACCUCUUUUGAACCAAUGCCUGGUCAUCCAAAUCCAACUUAUGAGACACCCAGUGGCAUUUACAAGCAGUCACCGAACAGCGAAGAUUCUAAUAGCCCACCUCCUCAAACUUUCCUUUCCGAGGAUAAUCCAUCAACGGCGUCUACCAUACCUUCUAUAUCUUUCACUCCUGGUGGCUCCCCAGCUCAAGGCUUUGCGCAGUCCUUCUACCAGUUUCAAAAUGCAUCUGCAUCUUCUCUUCAGGCUCCAAGACGUGGUAGAAAUCAUGUUCGUACAGGUAGUAGUGCGUCAACUCAUUAUGUCCCCACAAACGCUCUUUUUCCGCGCUCACCUCCUCUGGACCGUGGCUCUCCGGUCAGAUCCCUUUCUCCUCAAGUCGUGCAGUCAGAUACUACCAAAAUAGAUGGAGCUAUUGCUUCUGCGGGUUCUACUCCUUUUACUUUUGGUUCAGGUUCUCUUAAUGGCUCGGCACCAUUGCCCAAGCCCUCUCAUAGAAGAGGCCACCACUAUAAGCACUCCUCCGUCUCCAUGAACAUGUUUCAACAACCUGAACGCAAGGAGCCUGCCGAAGAACUUCCUCUCUAUCCUGUUCCAACGAUAACUGAUGUUCUUUCUGGUAUAACUACCUCCCAGAGGCUCAAACUCGCCUGGUGCGGGAUGCAAUUGGGCCUUGCAACGCUUUGCUGUUGUCUAGGUUUUCAGUACGGUAAUAUUUGUUUAAGCACGCUCUCUCAUGUGGUUUUUUACGAUGCUUUUGGAAAUCUUCUUUCUGUUGUGGUUCUUAUUCUGACCAAUUUCGUGGUCUGGAAGAGCUCCUCUCUCAAAUAUCCAUUUGGCCUAGGAAGAAUCGAGGUUUUGGUUGGCUUUGGACUCUCAAUUUCGAUGGUUUUUGUCGGGGUCGACUUGCUGUCCCAUGUUAUUGAAGAGGUUAUUAUAGAUACGGCUUCAGUGGCUGGAACACAGGAUUAUGCUGCUGGUCCCCCUAUCUCCUUGCAUCACAUACAUGAAACCAAAGAAGGUCCUCAGCUCAAUGCGAUACUCUACGAGUGUCUCAUCGCUCUUGUAGUGUUUGUGAGUGUUUUUUCUUCCUAUGUUGUUUGUGGAUCUAAGGAUACGACAAAUUCGAACGGAGAUGAUGAACCGAUGAACUCACCGAGAGAUACAGGCUCUAUUUUUUCAGGAAGACGUGCUCGAGCUAGCGCUAAGCGUCUUAGUUCUAUUACUCUUGAAGCCCCGAAGAAACAGACAAUACUAAAUCGGCUCAAUUCCACAAGAAAUGGUAUCAAUGUCUAUACCACGGCUCUUACUGUACUAUACUCUGUUUAUUGUAUAUGCUACCCAUUGAUCCAUGCUUCUGCCUCCAUUGAACUGAUGAGCCAGAUCUCUACUGUUAUUCUUUCCCUGCUCAUACUUGCAUUUGGUUACAGAUUAAUAGACAGAUUGGGUAAUACCCUUCUUUUGAAAAGCCCUUCUGAAUCGCUUGAGCAGCGCAUUAUUCGCAACAUCCAACAGCUUGAUGUGUAUCGACCAAACUACAGAAUAGAUGAAUUUCUCAUCUCAAAGGUCAACCACAAGAUUUUUAUUAUCGUACUGAAAAUGCAAAUGCCAGGUGCAUCUGAUGAUGACGAAGCCAAAUUCCGGUUUUACACAUCAAGAAUUAUUCGCAGUUUGAUGUACAGAUCACUAAAUGGAGAGCUUGACUUUCCCGAGCAGAAAGAGCCCGAUCGUAGAUAUUUAGUGGCUUUGCUGAACCUUGAUGCCUCUUUUGAUACGAUGGAUGGGUCCGGAGAACAGUUUGAACUUACUAUAGACAUUAAUCGGAUGUAA
Molecule: messenger RNA, 1920 nt
Organism: Brettanomyces nanus
Lineage: Eukaryota; Fungi; Ascomycota; Pichiomycetes; Pichiales; Pichiaceae
Exons: 1
Coding region: 1-1920 (639 amino acids)
Biological process (GO): monoatomic cation transport; transmembrane transport
Cellular component (GO): membrane
Molecular function (GO): monoatomic cation transmembrane transporter activity
Source: RefSeq, a predicted model, not a curated record